GACAAUUAGCAGUAGUGGAUUACGUUUCAUCUUCGACAAGGAAUCAAGAACGGAUCGUACUUACGGCUAUAGAAAAGAAAUUUAAAUAGGGUAAGAGGGAAAGGUGAUAAGAAAAUGAAGGUAGCAUUAUUAUUUUUGGGAGCGUUUUGCUUAGCAAGCGCUAGCCAAAUUAAUACCGCCGACAAACCGUAUCUAAUAAAACAAAAAAGUAUCUACGAAUUAUUUUGGCACGUCGAUCAACCAACGAAUUAUCACUCGGAACUCUACCAAACGGCUCGCUCGUACAACAUUGGGGAUCACGUUGACUCCUACACAAACAAGACUGUAGUAGAAGAAUUUCUUCAACGUUGGAAUCAUGGAAUGCUACCACGAGGAAGAGUCUUCUCCGUCAUGUAUCCUCAACUUCAAGAGGAAGCUGUUAGCUUCUUCAACCUCUUAUAUACUGCUAAAGAUUUUGAAACCUUCUAUAACACUGCAGUAUGGGGACGAUUCAAUAUGAACGAACAAAUGUACGUUUACGCUCUUACCGUUGCUGUUCUCCAUCGUAGCGACACCAAAUAUAUGCGUGUUCCACCUCUGUACGAAGUUAUGCCACACUUAUUCUACAACUCAGAUGUCUUACAAAAAGUAUACCAUCUUGGAGUGGGUGAAGCAACUGUAAAGAAAACUCUAGGUGGUACAGAAUAUUACAUAAUUCCAACUAACUACACUGGUUGGUAUCUUCAAAGAGAUAAUGUACCAGAACAAAAGUUGAGCUAUUUCACCGAAGAUGUUGGUCUUGGACAAUAUUAUUACAUGAUUAAUCACGAUUUCCCUUACUGGAUGAACAGUGUUCAAUACAAAUUACCUACUAACGUUCGAGGAGAAAUGUACUUACAAGGGCAUAAACAAUUACUAGCCCGUUACUAUUUGGAAAGAUUGUCAAAUGACAUGGGUGAAAUUGAGUAUGUUGAUUUCCACAAACCAAUUACUACUGGAUACUACCCAACAAUGCAUUACAGCAAUGGAUUGCCAUACCCUCAGCGUGAAACUGAUGCUAUGGUGCCACUUAACAAGCAUCAAUAUGUACAGAAAGCUCAACAGGUUGAAACCCGUAUUGCCAAUGCCAUUGAUUCUGGCUAUGUCGAAGAUGUUACCGGUCAACAAGUAAAUAUCUAUACUCAGAAAGGUCUUAAUGUUCUUGGUAACAUCAUCCAAGGAAAUGCUGAUACAAUAAAUCCAAAAUACUACGGACAUUUUGACUGGCUUAAUAGAAAAAUCUUUGGAUUCAAUGUGGAACCAGCUUCUAAAUACCAAGUUGCACCUAGUGCAUUAGAAAUCUACAGUUCUAGUACAAGAGAUCCUGUCUUCUACAGCAUGUACAAGAACAUCGUCAACUACUACGUAAACUACAAGAAGAACAUGCCUAGUUAUACAUACGAAGAACUUGCUUUCCCUGGUGUCAAAGUUGAACAUGUUGCUGUGGACAAAUUGAUGACGUUCUUUGACCAUUACGAAUCCUUACUUAGCAAUGCUGCUUCGGUAAAAAAUCAUAAAGAAGCUCAAUCCAUGUUGAUCAAGGCACGUCAAUAUCGUCUCAAUCAUAAGCCUUUCACUUAUCAUAUCUCUGUCGUAAACAGCGACACUAGAGUAAAAGGUGUAGUACGUAUAUUCCUUGGACCCAAAUAUAAUGUACAUGGUCAAGAAUUAGACAUCAGCGAAAAUUACAUGAACUUUAUCCAAUUGGACCAAUGGGUGGUCGAUCUUAAAGUUGGUACCAAUAAGAUUGAACGCAACAGUCAUGAAUCGUCCUUCGUUGUCCCUGAUGAAGUUUCCAGUGAUGUUUUCUACAAGAAAAUACUUAAGGCCAUCGAUGGCUCGGAGACUCACACCUACUCCACGAAACUUUAUGGAUUCCCAGAUCGCCUAAUGAUUCCCAAGGGCAAGAAAGAAGGCAUGCCAUUCAAACUCUUUGUACACGUCGCUCCCUAUGAUGAAAGCAAAUCCCAACAAGUUGAAUCACCAAUCUGGGGAACUUAUACCAUGGAUGGACAUCCGAUGGGUUAUCCACUGGAUAAACCAGUUAAAGCAUACAACUUUAAUUUACCUAAUCUUUACUUCAAAGAUGUUGUUAUCUUCCAUAAGCAACUUGAAGAAUUGAAUGUUACCGUUUAA
This is a messenger RNA of Polistes canadensis, 2154 nucleotides long. It is a transcript of the gene HEX70b, whose product is annotated as hexamerin-like. Bases 115 to 2154 code for a protein of 679 amino acids. The record is from RefSeq and is a predicted model, not a curated record. Lineage: Eukaryota; Metazoa; Arthropoda; Insecta; Hymenoptera; Vespidae. The transcript is spliced from 5 exons.